Molecule: messenger RNA, 2352 nt
Organism: Knipowitschia caucasica
Lineage: Eukaryota; Metazoa; Chordata; Actinopteri; Gobiiformes; Gobiidae
Source: the annotation of a GenBank genome assembly
AUGAAGACUCCCCCAGACAGAGCAGGCAUCACAUUUACUGUUGGAGCCCAGCUAGAAGCCCGUGACAAGCACAACAAAUGGUACUCGGGGAGGAUACAGAAGCUUGACACCGACAACCAGCAGGUCUUUGUCCAGUAUCGACGGGGUUCUAAGCGAUACCAGGAGUGGUUCCAAUGGGACUCCCCCCACAUCAGAGGACUAGACCGGGUCAGCCUGCGCAAACAGGGGCUGGACAGAUCUGGACAGAAACCGUUGUACAGUGCUGGCUCUAAAGUGAUGGCCUGCUGGACCGACUGUAAGUUCUACCCAGCCAAGAUCCUCAAACUGAACAAAGACGAUUCAUACACUGUGAGAUUCUUUGAUGGAGUCGUCCGCACCGUCAGACCCACCAAGCUCAAACCGUACGAUGAGAAAUGGAAACUGGAAAAUUCAAGCGAAGAAUGGGACAGUGAGUCCGAGGGAGAGAAGGAAGCGGAGAAUAAAGUUGUAGAGAUAAAAACAGAGGAGCAGAGCCAAGAGGAGCAGCCGCAGGAGCACAGUGGGGAGAACCAACCACAGCAACAUGGCGGAGAGAAGGAAGUACCAGGAGACAUGGGAGAUAUGGAGGACCGAGAUGCCAAAGUGGACACGGAUAAAAACAAGCUGAAAGAAGAGCAAAACCAAGAAAUGUUAACAGAAAGAAUUGAGAAAAGUAGUGAAAGCUUUGGGAAUGAGGAGAAGGUGCCAAGUGUUAAUGACCAGGCGGGUACAGAGGUAAAACGUGAGGCAGUAGAGACCAAGGAGAGGGUCAGGACUAAGGGCGUCGGAGAAAGGCAACGGAAGAGGAGAGCAGAACUUCUGACCAAAGCCAGAGCCAAAAGAAAACGCAUCCGUGAACACAGCUCUCCCCAUGACCUGCCCCUCCCCGUCGACCCGGAUCUGACGGCACCAAGCUCGGCCAACAGAGAGGUGCUGCUGGAGAGACAGGCCCACCUUCCCACCACACACAAGUUCAGCAGAGAGCCACUCUACAGAGUGAUAAAGCGGCAGCCUCCUCCGAUUCUCUCCAUCGAACUGGAUCAUAAUGAGUUCAAAUGUCCUGCUCCAAACUGCUCCAAGUCCUUCAGGAAGAACUCGCUGCUGCACUGCCAUCUGAAGUAUUACCACAGCAGUGCUCUGCAGAGUACGGCUGUGGCCACAGGACGAGAGAGCAGAAGAAAGCGGUUGUCGUCUGAAGGAAUCUCUGAUACGUCUGAGUCUAAACUGGAUCUUGACACCUGUCGUCAUGGAAACGGUCAGGAAACGGUUCCAGUGGAAACAGUUCCGAAGACGGACGCAGACAGAACCAUGAGACGAGAGCGGAGUAGAAACAGAAAACACUUCCUUCGGGUCAAGCUCAAGAAGAAGAAAAAGAAGAAAAAGAAGAAGAGGAGAAGAAGUCAUGCAGUAUUCUGCAGCAGCGAGGAUGAGUUCCUGGAUCAUCCGUCAGUCCCCAACAACCUGGACCCACCUAGACCAGGGCCAGAGGAGGGAAGUGAUUGGUCGACUCUGACGGCGGAGAGUGGCGAGGACACGCCCGUGUGGCCCGUGCCCGAAGAGACGGAGAGUGAUGUGGUCAAGUGUGUGUGUGAGGUCAACGAGGAGAGCGACUUCAUGAUCCAGUGCUCUCAGUGCCGCUCCUGGCAGCACGGCGCCUGCCUCGGCCUCCUGGAGCACCAUCAUCCUCAGAGCUACACGUGCUUCUCCUGCCGAGGCUCAGAGCAGACUCCUGCAGCGUCCAGGGACCGUAGGAAGCUCAGCUCUGAUUGGCUGACGUCUGGUCACAUGUUUGGGUUGUCCUGUGUGGAGCAAAACUUCUCUGAGCAGAAUUCUGCGCAGGUCGCUCACACGCGCCGUCUGCUAGCACACAGUCAUACAAUCUCCAUGGUAACGGCGGCCAUUGGGCUCAAGCUCCGCCUUCUGCAGUCUGGAUCAGAGGCAGAACUAAGGUUCUGGAGGUUACCGUGGCGACGUGAGGAAGGGGAGGAGCCCAAAGUUGUGUGUUACGUAAGCAGCGAGCACUGCUAUCAGAAACCAUCCCUAGCUCAAGCAGGUCCAGAGGAGUUCAAAUCAGAAUCGGAUCAGGACCACAGACCCCCUCGGCCCUCAGAGACCUGCAGGAGUCCAGAGCUCAAUCUUUUGGACCACAUAGAGAGUCUCCAACAGGAAAUCUGCAGCCGCCUGGAGCGGAUGGAGACGGAGCUGGACGGCCUGGAGUCCUGGAUGGACCAGCUGGAGGCAGACCCUGGCUCCCAUGUCCCGGAUCUGAAGCAGAGAUUUAGGCAGCUCUGGUGGGACCUGAGCACCGUGCGGCAGCUGUCUGUUUACUCCUGA